CGGCAGUCCGCCCGCGAGCCUACCCGGGGUCGCCCGCUCGCGAGUCUCGCCGUAUCAUGUAAACAUGCUCAUUUUAACACAAAACAUCAUUGGUUUUUAAACAAACAACAUUGGUUGCGCAAAACUGCAUUGGUUACGUUUUUCAAAAUUCGAACGGCGUUGAAUUAGUUAAAAUGUUGUAUUUCGUUCUAUAUUUAAAUCACAUUUAAAUAAUAAAACGUUUUUAAAUUGAAGUUUAAAAUAUAAACGUUGUUGCUGGUCAGAGAUUUUGUUCAAAAUGAAAACCACACAAAAUGAAUUUGAUACUUACCCACUGCAAACAAUAGCAGUAAAAUUAUAAAUUAACAUUACAAACUACAAAUAUCAGACAAUAAUAUCAUCAGUGAGAUUUUACUCUAGUGUUAUAGUUAUUAAUUAAUUAAUAAAGUUGAGUGUACCAUAACAUAAUUACAAUAUUUAAAAACUAAACUAAAAUUACAAUGCUUAGUGAAAAAGUUAGUCUCCGAUUGUAAGUAUCAUGUGGGUGUAAAGUGCAGUGGGUGUGAUGGUGAAGUGAGUGCUGGUAGUGGAGAUUGGUGGAGAUGGCGUGGCCAGGUGGAUCACCCGAUACCGUGGAUCUGCCACUAGCUGACGUCGGCAGUGUUGAGGAGAGACGGCGCCCCUCUAGACACAAUGAGGACGAGGCGACGACGUCCGGGGUGACGGACGGUGCGUCCGGCGACCUGCAGAACCGCGUCAUCUUCGUGAACCGCCCGCAGCCCCAGAAGUUCAUCUCCAACCGGAUCUCCACCGCCAAGUAUAGCGUACCAGCAUUCAUCCCGCUGUUCCUGUUUGAGCAGUUCAGGCGGUACUCGAACUGCUUCUUCUUGCUAAUCGCCUUGCUGCAACAGAUCCCCGACGUGUCGCCCACAGGCCGCUGGACGACCCUCACGCCGCUCAUACUCAUCCUCAGCGUCAGUGCCAUCAAGGAGAUCGUCGAGGACUUUAAACGCCAUAGAGCAGACGAUGAAACGAACAGACGGAAAGUUGAAGUGUUGCGGAACGGGCUAUGGCACACGGUUCGCUGGGAGAACAUGCAGGUUGGGGAUAUCUGCAAGGUGGUCAAUAAUCAGUUCUUUCCCGCUGAUUUGGUACUGCUGUCGUCAAGCGAACCGCAGGGCAUAUCGUUCAUCGAGACGUCCAACCUGGACGGGGAAACGAACCUGAAGAUCCGGCAGGCGCAGACGGACACGGCUCGCCUGGACAACACGGCGGCGCUGGCCGGAUUCCGCGCCACUGUGCAGUGCGAGCCGCCCAACCGGCACCUCUACGAGUUCAACGGCUUCCUUAAGGAGACUAAUUCCAAGACAAUCCCGCUGGGUUUGGACCAGAUGCUGCUACGCGGCGCCAUGCUGCGCAACACGGCAUACAUAUACGGCAUUGUCAUCUACACCGGACACGAGACCAAGCUAAUGAAGAACUCCACUAAAGCCCCACUAAAGCGGUCGUCGAUAGACAGACAGACGAACACACACAUCCUGAUGUUGUUCAUGAUCCUGUUACUGUUGUCGCUGCUCAGCGCCGCUUUCAACGAGCUGUGGCUGUCGCGGCGCACCAAGACCGACUGGUACAUUGGCCUUGACGAGGCGCAAAAUACACAUUUCGGAUUCAACUUUUUGACUUUUUUAAUAUUAUACAACAAUCUUAUACCCAUAUCGUUACAAGUUACUGCAGAAAUAGUUAGGUUUUUUCAAGCAAAGUUCAUAUCGAUGGACAGCGAGAUGUACCACGAGCCGACGGACACGCCUGCGCAGGCGCGCACCUCCAACCUGAACGAGGAACUCGGCAUGGUCAAGUACAUCUUCAGCGACAAGACUGGCACGCUCACCUGCAACAUUAUGGACUUCCAAAAGUGCUCUAUUGCUGAGGUGGUAUACAGCAAGCCAGGGCGCCACGAGCGUCUGGAAGACACGCUUCUGUACCAGAACUUACACAGGAACCACCCGACGGCACCCGUCAUAACGGAGUUCCUCACCAUGCUCGCUGUCUGUCACACAGUCAUACCGGAGAACAAGGACGGCAAGAUGAACUACCAUGCUGCUUCUCCAGAUGAACGCGCCUUAGUACUGGGUGCAGCGGAUUUCGGCUACGUGUUCGAGACGCGAACUCCUCAUACGGUGACCAUCCGCGCGUUCGGUGGCGAGAAACAGGAGUUUACCGUACUUAACGUCAUCGAGUUCACAUCUGCCAGGAAACGAAUGUCUGUCCUCGUUAGGACGCCUUCUGGUCAAAUCAAGUUGUACUGCAAAGGUGCGGACUCGGUGAUCUACCCGCGACUGUCGGGCGGGCCCAACAACGCGCGCUACGCCGACGCCACUCUCGCGCACUUAGAGAACUUCGCCACCGAGGGACUGCGCACGCUCGUCUUCGCGUACACUGACAUAUCUAAUGAGGCUUAUGAGGAAUGGUCAAACAUGUACCACAAAGCGAGCAUAGCGAUCCAGGACCGCGAACAGAAGAUCGAGGAAGCAGCACUUCUCAUAGAGAACAACCUGAAGCUACUCGGAGCUACAGCCAUUGAAGACAAACUACAGGACGGUGUGCCCGACACCAUAGCGGCGCUCCUAAAGGCCAGCAUCCACGUGUGGGUGCUGACGGGGGACAAGCAGGAGACCGCCAUCAACAUCGCGCACUCCGCGCGGCUCAUACACUCCGCCAUGCCGCUCAUACUGCUCAACGAGGACAGCCUCGAUGGCACAAGAGAAACAUUAUCAAGACACGUGGUAGACUUCGGCGACAACUUACGCAAGCAGAACGACGUCGGCUUGUUCAUAGACGGGAAGACACUCAAGUACGCGAUGGGGUGCGACUUGAAAAAGGAUUUCCUAGACCUGUGCAUCUCUUGCAAAGUCGUCGUGUGUUGUCGAGUCUCACCCAUACAGAAGGCAGAGGUGGUAGAAAUGGUAUCGGCGGCGACUGGCGCUGUGACGUUGGCGAUUGGAGACGGCGCCAACGACGUGGCCAUGAUACAGCGCGCGUCCGUGGGCGUCGGCAUCUCCGGAGUAGAGGGGUUGCAGGCUGUCUGCGCCUCCGACUACAGCAUCGCACAGUUCCGGUUCCUCCUCCGCCUAUUGCUGGUGCACGGCGCGUGGAACUACUCGCGCAUCAGCAAGCUGAUUCUAUACUCCUUCUACAAGAACAUCUGCCUCUACGUCAUCGAACUCUGGUUCGCCAUCUACUCCGCAUGGUCCGGUCAAAUCCUGUUCGAGAGAUGGACGAUAGGGUUCUACAACGUAAUAUUCACAGCACUACCGCCCUUUGCCAUCGGAUUGUUCGACAAACUGUGUUCGCCCGAGAUCAUGUUGAGGCACCCGAUCCUGUAUCUACCAUCGCAACAAGGUCUUCUAUUCAACGUGCGCGUGUUCUGGGUGUGGGCGGUCAACUCGCUGCUGCACUCCAUAUUGUUGUUCUGGCUGCCGGUACUGCUGACGUCACACCACGUGCUCUGGCCCAACGGACGAGACGGCGGCUACUUGGUGCUUGGCAACUUCGUUUACACGUACGUGGUGCUGACAGUGUGCCUGAAGGCAGGCCUGGCGACUCACUCGUGGACGUGGGUGACGCACGUGGCCAUCUGGGGCUCCGUCGCCAUGUGGUUCAUAUUCAUACUUAUCUACAGCAACAUAUUCCCAAUAGUCCUGAUCGGCGCGGUGAUGCGUGGCAUGGACCGCAUGGUGUUCUCCUCGCUCCUGUUCUGGUUGGGGCUGGUCCUCAUUCCCAUCGCCACCCUCAUACCGGACGUCAUCGUCACUGUCAUCCACAACUCUGCGUUCAAGUCGAUGACAGAGGCGGUGCGAGAGAGUGAGAUCAAGAAGCGCGAUCCUGCGGCACUGCUCGCACAGCCGAGACACUCCCUCACGGAGACGGCGCGCCUGCUACAGAACGUUCGCAGCGUGUUCAGCCGGCGCUCCGCCACGCGUGCGCAAAUGGAACUCGAGCUGUCGCAUGGGUUCGCGUUCUCGCAAGAGGAGGGCGGGAGCGUGUCGCAGACGGACGUCAUCCGCGCGUACGACACGAGCCAGCCGAGGCCGGCGCGCUCCUGAGCUGACGGCCGCCGCUGGCGCCGCCUCGUGUGCUGAGGCCGCGCGCUCCGCGACGGCACCACCGCCGGCGCGCACGCAUCUCGUACAAACCCUGCUAUCCCUACCGAGCAUCAUACCUCUGUUUCGGUUUAGUUAGCGUUUCACACAGUAUUUCUAUAUUUCACAAGUUAAUUUUGUAUUCAAUCUCAUGACGGGUAAGUGGAGCGGCGCAGCGAGUAUUCAAUACAGCUGUUUUGGAAGGAGUUGAAAUGUUUACGAUGUAAUCGGAAACAGGGAGUCUAUAAAUUGACAUUAGGUCAUUAUAAAACUAACAAAAGGAAACUUAGUGUAUACUUAUUCGUUUGCAAAUAAUUAUAUUAGCUUGUAAACUAUUUACACAAAGAGGUUGAAUUAGGUAAAAUCUGAAUCUAUAAUAAACUGUUCACUGCAUCAAUUUAUUAAAUUUAUAGAAAUCCUUUAAUUAGAGGGACAAUAUUGCUUCUCGUUCAAUCAGAUCUGUUAGUUGUUGAUAAUUUUAUUUAUUAGAAUGUUAUGUGACAAUCGGUUACAUUGCAGCGUUAAGUUUGAUUAGAUGUUCAAAUUGUCUUUAAUUAUAUUUGUGAGUACCUCACUUUUAAAAUAGUUAAGCUAAAACUUAGCGACCAACCUCGAAUUCAAUUAAAAGUACAUAAUAAUUUAUUUAAUUUAUUUUUAAAGACAAAGUGCGCUUUAACAGUGUUAUAAGUAAGUUUAGAUAGACUAACUAUUGUGUAGGUGUGAAUAUAUGUGGCCUAUUUAUUUAUUUAUCUCUAUAUUUUGCUACUUCAAGCAAGGUGUAAAUAGUACUGCAAUUACUAUCUAAAAAGUUACAAUAAAGUUUGUCAAAGAGAGUAGAAGUCGAACUUGUAUUGAUUGUCAUUAGUAAGAAAUGAUAUUUAAAUAUACCGUUACUGGUUCAAAUCUAGAAUGCCCAACAUUACGUCCCAAUUUCUGUGGCGCCCACUUUGGGUCUCGCCACAAACAGAAGUCCCACGUUGGGCGCCACUGUUAAAAUCUGUUUCUGCCUCGGUUUUGCAAAAAAAAUUGUUGUUCAAUUUAAUUUAACAUCUGGAUUAAUAUGCUAGUUCCUCUUAAUCUUCGUCAUAAUCGAGGAGACGAUUUAAAUGAAAUUAGAAUGUCGGCUCGAAACCGCCUUUUUAACUGUGACAAUAUCCAGCCCUUGCGGCACGGCAUCCGCGCCGCGCGCAUGCGAAUUAUAUCGAGGGCAUUGACCAAUAACCGUACGACGUCUAUAUACGGAGAUUUUCGCUGAUUCGCUGUGUCUAUUGGUCGGCGAGGUUGCCGUGCAGAGUCUGCUGCUUCAUUUCUAUUAACGGAUAUUCCAUGGCGCCGUUUACUAGCUCUCCUGUUUUUUAGGCUAUAUAAUUCAAUACGUUUAAAAGGGACUGUUGUAAAUAAAUAGGCCGGUGACAAAUGAGCUUCUCCAAAGGCGAUACAUACAUAAGGAACAGCGUGCAGCAACGAUGGCAAUAAUUACAUUACACCCAUAAAUAACUUCUACUCUUUUCUCCAAACUAGCUACUUAUUAUAUUAAUGUAAUUUAUAUUCAAACAAACGAAUAACACAAACAUAAUUCAACUGUGUGCGAAGUUGUCAUGAACACUAUGAAUUGUUAUAGAUAGGAUAUCUUAACUUUAAUGUGAAACGCUUAAUAUGAAUAAUCAAAUUGUUUUACUUGUUACUCUAAAUUGCAAUUUCUUCGAUAUAUUUUGUGUAUUUUUGAAAUCAUUCUAUUUAACACAGUUGCUACGUCCGUUAAUAUAACUUAUCGCUAUAGAACUUGAUAAUAUUUUUUAUUUUAUACUUAUAUAUAUACUACUUAUCUAAUAUUAGCUAUUAAUAAUAAAUAAUAAUUUACCUAUCAUGGGUGUAAAUCUUCAUCGAAUAAUCAUGUUGUAAUAACUCAAAAUGAUCUUAAUGCAAGUUUCGUAAUUUAUCUUAUAUUCCUAUGUUUGCGUAAAAUAUAGUUGGUUGAUGUUUCGGUUUUUCAAGAUUUUCUAUAAUUCACAAGAUAGGUAGAGAUAAAACUAAUAAUAUACAUCUUUACGUACAAUUUACACCUUGUUCAAUCUCUUCAGGUUAUUUAGCCGGUGUCUAAGCGCUAAGCUUGCUAUCAUGUCGCUUGAUGUGUACCUAUAUAUGUAGUCAAUACUCUGACCAAAACGUGUACGGGAAUUUAUACUUUACUGCAUAGAAAAUGUAUCCAAACUUUUAGGCCAUUAAAACUUAUACUAUUAAUGGAUAUCUUCUAACAUUGGGCACCUAGAGAGAUCUGCGGAUCGUAAAAGCAGCACGGAUUUUUUUUAUCCUCACGUAAUAGCAUAUUGGCACCAAAAAAUGUUAAAGAAAAGUUACCGUUAAAAUGUUUUGUAACCUACCUUUCGACUAUGGUUGUCUAUUUUCAAAGUAUUGCCUAUAAAGUAGUUUUUGAAACGUGAUGAAUACCUACAUUAUAUUAGUGAGUGCUGCAUCCUUCACUCAACAAAAAAUAUAAGUCAGCUUUACAUCAGUAACGUUUCAUCGGUAUAAAAUAUACUAUAUAUUUACAUAAUAACAAAAUGGAUUAUCUACUAUAAAUAUUUACUAAAUUAUUGUGAUAUAUAACUUGGUGAAGCUAAAAUUUUCAGAGUCUUUACAAAGGUCGAGUGCUAGUGAUUUUUUGGACGACUUGUAACUGAUAUUUAUCACAUUAUACCUCUAACAGUUUAUUACUGUUACUUGGAUAAGGUUAUUUUGGCGCGCGAGGCGAGUUGCCGUGACGACGGCGUGUACUUAACGUACCCAUGGCAUUUUUACUUGGUUAAUUGAUGUAAAUAAUCGAUGAAUGGUUUCCGCGGUAGAGCCAAGGUCGCCGCUAACACGUUCGCAUUGAACUUAUACAAAGAAUGAUUCAUUGGCGAUUUUUUUAUUAGAGCUAUUACAUCAUUUUGUAAACAAGUUGUGUCUAUACAAUACAAUCAUUGUCCUAAACAAUGAUGUUGAAGGAAAACUACGAACUGCAUUUAUCUUAUUUUCGGUCUCGUGUUCCACACUCCUUUGGUCCUAACACCCUUUAAUCCUAUAAAAUCUAAUUACUUAAGAAAUAAAGGGACCAAUUGAGGCUGUAUUGUAAAGUAACGAGUGUUAUGAUCUAUAUUACGUUACAAAGAGAAAAUUAGAUAGAAAAUUUUGACUCGGACGGGACUUGAACCCGCAGCUCCUAAAAGGCGGGACGAGCGUGUUAACCAUUACGCCACCGGGUAUCGUCAUUAAGCUGACGCCGGCGCCAUCUACCGAAUAUUGAGUAAGUACUAAUAUUUAGACCUGGGCCUAGUACUGUGGUUAACACGCUCGUCGCGGCUUGACGAGAGUCCGUGUCAGUUUUUUUUUUCGAUUUAAUUUUCUCUUUGUGAGUUUUUUUAAGCACAGGUGAGUGCUAAAAAUCAAAAAUCCUCUAUUACGUUGUUUUAAAGUCGAUUAUUCAGCAACUCUCCCCGCGCCGCCCCUUUUUGAAGUAAGCGAUGUGAAAUGUGAAUGUAACAGAAAAUAUAUUAUUUGUUCUCGUUCUUUA
Messenger RNA from Pectinophora gossypiella (pink bollworm), 7671 nucleotides. It is a transcript of the gene ATP8A, whose product is annotated as probable phospholipid-transporting ATPase IA. The coding region runs from base 582 to 4082 and encodes 1166 amino acids. Lineage: Eukaryota; Metazoa; Arthropoda; Insecta; Lepidoptera; Gelechiidae. Gene Ontology annotation, biological process: phospholipid translocation. Gene Ontology annotation, cellular component: plasma membrane. Gene Ontology annotation, molecular function: magnesium ion binding; ATP binding; ATP hydrolysis activity. The record is from RefSeq and is a predicted model, not a curated record. The transcript has 25 exons.